Tribolium castaneum (red flour beetle) is the source of this 1654-nucleotide messenger RNA. Its product is annotated as Gram-negative bacteria binding protein 3. The transcript has 5 exons. Gene Ontology annotation, biological process: carbohydrate metabolic process. The record is from RefSeq and is a predicted model, not a curated record. Bases 99 to 1544 code for a protein of 481 amino acids. Gene Ontology annotation, molecular function: carbohydrate binding; hydrolase activity, hydrolyzing O-glycosyl compounds. NCBI's taxonomy places the organism in Eukaryota, Metazoa, Arthropoda, Insecta, Coleoptera, Tenebrionidae.
AAUAACCUUGUGAUCUCUCUUUCUUGAUACCGUUUGCUUCAAUAACAACGGGAAAAGCAUUAUUAUUUAGUCAUUGUGCGUUUGUCGCAAGAGUAAAAAUGAAAGAAUUCUCCUUUGUAGUAGUGUUUUAUUUCAUAACAUUAAGUUUAGCUGAGUUUGAAGUUCCGGAUGCUUUGGUUGAGGUUUUUCAACCACAAGGCUUACGAGUUUCGAUUCCAGACCAAGAAGGCAUAAAACUCUUUGCCUUUCAUGCCAAAGUCAACGAAGAAAUGAACGGCCGCGAAGGCGGAACAUUUUCAAGGGACAUCACAAAGGCUAAACACGGCCGUUGGACUUUUUACGAUCCUUACGCAAAACUAAAAAUUGGAGACACGAUUUAUUACUGGACUUAUGUUGACUAUUUUGACGGAAAAAAUAAACUAGGUUACACAAAAGACGAUCAAGAAUUUGUAGUCAGACAAUUACUAGACAAAGAAAAGUCUCCUGCAAACCCACCGGUCAAAAAACCAGAACCUGAAAUAGAAGAAAGACUGCCCAGUGGCUGUAAAGCAAGCGCAACAAUCAGCAAACAGAAAAAAAUGUGUAAAGGAGAGGAAAUCUUUAACGAAAAUUUCGAAAACUUGAAACCAGAGUUGUGGAACCGCGAAAUCAAAUAUGCCGGAAAACCGGACUUUGAAUUUGUUUUAUACACCGACCGGAAGGAAAUUUUAUCAGUGAACAACAACGAGCUUACAAUACGUCCAAUUUUUACCGAACAACUGUUCGGAAAAGAAUUCGUGAGUUACGAACAUGAACUAGAUCUCGGUGAAAAAUGUACCGGAAUCCACGGCACCACCGACUGUGUACAAAAAGCCGACGCUUUUUUAAUCCUUCCUCCGGUGGCUUCCGGUCGCGUUAACACCAAAGACAAGUGGUCUUUUAAAUUUGGAAAAAUCGAAAUCAAGGCCAAAUUGCCCAAAGGCGAUUGGAUUUACCCCCAAUUGUUCCUGAAUCCGGUGAGUGAGGAGUACGGCUCGGAUUACGCCUCCGGGCAAAUCCGGGUCGCUUUCCUCCCCGGAAACCAAGCAAUGGCGCAACAAUUGUACGGCGGGUGUGUUCUGGGACCCACCACUGCUGCAAGGAAUUACGCCUUGAAAGUAAUUCGUAAAACUGAUGGCUUGUGGAGCGAUGAUUAUCAUAAGUUUACCGCAGUUUGGAAGCCAGACCAAAUUACUCUCAGCGUUGACGACCAAGUUUACGGCUACAUUGAGCCUCCUCGUGGGGGUUUUGUUAGCGACUUCCAAAAUUUAGGAUUAGACUUUGAAAUUGUCGAAAGAUGGCGCAACGGCACUUCCUUCGCACCAUUUGACAAAGAGAUGUAUCUGUCAAUCGGUGUGGGAGUCGGGGGUCAUUGUUUCGAAGAUCGCAGCGAUGGCAGCAAGCCAUGGAAAAACAGCGACCCCAAAGGCCAGAAAAACUUCUACAAAGCUUCCGCUCAAUGGUUGCCAACUUGGGAUAAUUCGAGCGUGUUAAAAGUGGACUAUGUGAAAAUAUGGGCCCUUUGAUUUUUUUUACACAACUUUAUUAAAUUAUUCGAAUUACACAAAAUAUUGUAUUGCCAUAUAAAAACAAUUGCAAAAAUAUUACAGCACAAUAAUACUUGUUUUGUACAAAA